Molecule: messenger RNA, 4015 nt
Organism: Ostrea edulis (European flat oyster)
Lineage: Eukaryota; Metazoa; Mollusca; Bivalvia; Ostreida; Ostreidae
Product: mucin-16-like
Exons: 10
Coding region: 250-2697 (815 amino acids)
Source: RefSeq, a predicted model, not a curated record
GCAGAAUGUACUAUCCUGAAGGCUCAAUAUCCAGGGGAGAAUUCGAUAAUUUCUUAGAAGCUAUCAAUUCAAGUUACAUAUAGGGCCGAUCAUUAUCAUGUCAAACACAUUGGACCGGGUCUCGUAUUACCUACGUCUAUUGUCGUGGUAACUCUCUUGAAUUUAAAACGUCUGUGGAAAACUGCGGGUGUGUGCACAAGGAAGUGAAACCCGCGAACAACACCCAGUUAUCAACGGGAGAAAUAAAAAAUGGGUGGCUGGCAGAUCUUGCUUUAUAUUUUGUAUUUCCUGGUAUAUCAGGGAGAAUGUUUAUUUGAAUCUACGGAUAACUUAACCUGGACCGAGGCACAGAGAUUCUGUAGGGCCCGCAACUCUACUCUAAUCCCGGGGACCAAGGAAAACUUCCUCACCCCCCACUGGACAGGACUUUACCACCGACUCUCGGACUGGAUACACGUGCUGGGUUGUUACGAUAGUCAGUCCGUGGAAGGUCUGGGGGUUCUCUCUAACCACAGCCUGGACAGGGGAUCAGUGGGACUUUGUCAGGAGAGGUGCGGAUCUCAAAGUUUCGCUCUACAGAGUGAUAGGUGUCUCUGUUUGGGGAGUAUUCCCCAGGGUCAAAGUUUGACUUCUUCACGAUGUGACAGGAGCUGUUCCUAUGACGACGAUAGUCACGUGAACGACUGCGGAGGAAGCGACACCUACAAUGUCUACAAAGUAACACCGAGGGAUGAUAGAUUUAAGAGUGAGAGAACGGUGAAUUGUGUAGUAUUGGGAUGUUACGAACAAUACGCUCAGAUCCAUACUGACAACUGUACCGAGGACUUAGGUCGAGUCUGCGAGUCACAAGUGAACAUCAACAAAACCCUUCCGCCUGACGAAGAGGACUUUAAAUCAUGGAGGCAGACGUACGCAGAGUGUGAGGCAAAAGGAAGUUAUCUAUACGGCAAUAUCAGUCUGUUCGAAGACCCCCGAGCGCUAUGUACCAGACUGUACGACAUGAAAAGCAACACCCCAGAGACCUGGCUUGGGGUUGCCAGACAAAUCUUCCUGACCAAGGACAGAGGAGUGGACACUGGUGUCGUAUUGACCUGUCAGAUAUGUCGUGAUCAGAAAGGCUGCUCGUUUGUGGAGAACUGCGCGGAUGUUUCUCUAAAAGCGUAUGCCGUUUGUGGAGAUGCAAAUGAUUUACUAGACCCUACUACAUCAGAGCCAACAACAACAGAAAUCCCAACAACAACAACAGAAAUCCCUGAAACAACGACAACAACAGAAAUCCCUACAACAACGACAACAGAAAUCCCUACAACAACAACGACAGAAAUCCUUACAACAACAACAACAGAAAUCCCAACAACAACAACAACAGAAAUCCCGACAACAACAACAGAAAUAACAACAACAACAACAACAGAAAUCCCAACAACAACAACAGAAAUCCCAACAACAACAACAACAGAAAUCCCAACAACAACAACAACAGAAAUCCCUGAAACAACGACAACAACAGAAAUCCCUGAAACAACGACAAGAACAGAAAUCCCAACAACGACAACAGAAAUCCCUACAACAACGAUAGAAAUCCCUACAACAACAACAACAACAGAAAUCCCAACAACAACAACAACAGAAAUCCCUACAACAACAACAACAGAAAUCCCUACAAUAACAACGACAGAAAUCCCUACAACAACAACAACAGAAAUCCCUACGACAACGGUUAUAGAAAUCACGACUAAAACAGAAAUAACAGCAACAAACCCUACAAUAUCAGAAUUCUUUACAACAGCAGAAAUACCCACAACAUCAACAAAUAUUCCUUUAACAACAACUACUUCAAGAGAAAGGCCACCAACAACAGAAAAUCCUACAACAGAUAGUCUCUCCGAGAUAACAGAAAGAAGUACCGCAACGGAAUCAACGACAGAAAUGUCCAGGACAGACCUGACAACAGGGAAUCCAUCACCCUCAACAUACACCGAACAACUCCCACCCUCAACUUCAAAAACAAUUAUAUUCACCACAACUAAACCGGUGUCACCUGAACCACAAACCGGAAUAGAUGCUGCCACGGAGCGAGCAAUAGCAGUGACGGCGUCAGUGAGCGGGGUGGGGAUUAUCUUGAUCAUCAUAGGACUCGUCUGCAAACAGAGGAAAAAGAUACAAAACGCCGUUCAAUACAGAAGAGGUAAACCUACUGGGAUCACAUAUAAACAUUACAGCAGCGGUAUCGCGUACUCCUUGUAUGACGAGAUUCUCCUGCCGGAUUUGAAUUUUGGCACAUUGGCAGAAAAUACCGAGGAGAUGAAAGAAGUCGGAGAAUUUGGGGCUUACUAUCAAAACGUGGACACAGAGGACGAAACCGUUAUUAGCGCGGUUCCCUCGAAAGAUGUGACGAAAGGUAAACAAAGGGAGGCAAUGAAUAAUCACGUGACAAAAAAUGGCGUGAAUAAUACAGCGGUUACAAAAAUUAUGGAUGAAACUCCUAGGAGUGACAAUAAUGUGUUGAAUGGUGAACUGACUAAACCCUCACACGAAUCUCGGUCUCACAAGACAUUGAUUAACGUGACAAAAGUACCCCAGGGUGAGAGGCCAGGAGAUAGAACAGAGCAAAGCAGGUGCGCGCCCUCAGUGACAGGUCAAGGAGACGGCGACUCCAAUAAAAUUGUGUCCGUGAUACAUGUCUCCCAUUCAUGAAUCCUGCCAUGUAUAUGAAAAUCAAAAUAUGUACCAACCAAAGAAUAGCAUGUAUAUAUACAUAUAAAUAUCCGCAGUGACGUAUGACAUAUAACCGGUUGUGGUGGCUCGGUGGGUAGAGAGUUCGUUUCGUGACCGGGAGGUUGUGAGUUCGAGCCUCUCGUGUCUAGGCGGCGUUCGACCUAUGACGUGAAAAUAUGUAGGGACUGCUCAUUCAUCAAACGCUCGGCAUAUAGGUAUGAUAGCCGCGGGUCUUUCAGAUAGGACAUUGAAAAAGAGGUCCAAUGUCGCCGACAGGCAUUGGCAAGAUAACAAACCCUGAGCGCCAUAAUUUCUACAGCUAGUGAUGUCUCUAUAUGAGUGAAAGUUUCUUGAUGAAAAUGAAAAUUUCAGAUCUGAUGAAUGUUUACAUUUGAAUACUUGGCGUGUAAUUGUGGUGUAUAUAUGUGAUUUACCCGUGUCUUCAUAAUCCUGUUGCACGAUCCAACAACAUUUUUCAGGAUUUCAAAUCUUAACUACACAUCUUAUUAUUUCAUUUGCAAGAUAUAUCAUUCUAUAUUAGUCACAGUAAUAUUGAACUCAUAAUUGUGUUAAUUCAAUUGAAUAUGAAAUGUAAUUCAUUGGGAUAUGAAAUGCAUUUGAUAUGAGGAUAUAAAGAACGUGAUCAAUCUCCUGAAUCCUACAAAAGAAUAAAAAUUAAAAGUAGGGCAAACACGGACCCCUGGAUGCACCUGAGGUCAGACCCGGAUUUCUCAAAGAAACUUGGACUUAAGUCCGAGAUUUUACUCAUUUUUACUGUUCAAAUAAAUGAAAACUCAAACUUAAGUUUGAGAUUUUUUUCUCGAAAUUCAAGCCUGGUGUAUAGGAGGAGUAAGCAUCCCCUAUUGACCGGUCACAUCCGCCUUAAUCCCUAUAUCUUGAUCAGGUGUGAACGGAGUAAUCCGUAGUCAAAAUCAGUAUGUAAAGAACGAUCUAAUAAUUGUAUGUGGUAGUAUUUACAUGUACUACAGCGCUCAUUUCAAGUGCAUUUCACACCCGAAGGAAGUUAUAAAAAAGGAUAUCCUCUUUCUUAAACACUUACCCAGUAUUGAACAGCCAAGUAAUAUUAUAUCAUCCAAAAUCUUUUACUUUCUGUUCACUGUAUAUGGAGUUAUAGUAAUAUAAACGAAGUACAAAAAGUGGCAACAGAGACAUACAUGUAACUGCGAUAUAUACUUAGUCUAGUAAUUGAAUAUAUAUGUAAUAUAAAUGGACAUAUACAAGUAUUAUAUAUGUAAAAAUAUUCCCUGAAUGUAUGCAAUAAAAUAGAAAAGAACCA